Molecule: messenger RNA, 504 nt
Organism: Medioppia subpectinata
Lineage: Eukaryota; Metazoa; Arthropoda; Arachnida; Sarcoptiformes; Oppiidae
Source: the annotation of a GenBank genome assembly
AUGGAGAGAGCGAUGGAGUUGUGCGCUCAGUCUCACGGAAUUGCAUUCAUCCGAACUUCUCGACCGACAUUCCCAGUCAUCUACAAGAAUGACGAGCCGUUUGCCGUCGGAAAAGCUAAAGUCGUCCGAAAGUAUGGCGGCGAACAAGUCUUGUUGAUUGGCGCCGGAGUUACUCUUCACGAGGCUCUGAAAGCCGCCGACGAAUUGGCCUCAAAAUACCAGAUAAAGGCCCGAGUGAUCGAUCCGUUCACUAUUAAACCUAUUGAUAAGGAGACUAUCAUAGCUAAUGCCAAAGAAUGCGGCGGUAAAAUCAUUACCAUUGAAGACCAUUACCCCGAAGGAGGUUUGGGAGAAGCGGUCGCUUCAGCCGUUGCUUCCGAAAACAUUAGGGUCCAAAUCCUGGCCGUCCGAGACAUUCCCCGAAGUGGUCCCCCGCAGGCACUCAUCGAUAUGUUCGGAAUCGGCUCCAAGUCUAUCGUCAACGCUGUCCUCAAUUUCAAAUAA